UUUUAUGUCUAGCACUGCAGCAAUGAAACGUGGAGUGUUAGUUUAGAAAUGUCACCAGCAGAGGGAGCCAGGUGGUAGAGGAAUAAAAUAAAAUGAACACGCAGUUCCUUCAUUUCAGGAACUAAAAACUGUCCAGAUAGAAUUGUAUGUUCUUUGUAUAUACACUCAGUUGCCAGUUUAUUAGGCACGCCUAGCUAAAACUAAUGCAGUCUAAAACAACAGUCCUACAAUAAAUCCUCCCUUCAUGAAGGUUAUAAUGUUUGGUUUUUGUUGAAACUGUUUCAGAGAGAUGUUGAUUCAAAACUGAACGUUAUAAUAGUAGUAGGAUUUAUUGUAGGUUUAUUGUAGGACUGGUGUACCUUAUUAAGUGGCAAUUGUGUGUACUUCCACAAAACUACUAUAGAUGAUGUUACUCUGUGAAUUUGACCUCCUUUAUUUCCAGCAUUUCUACCAGUUCAUCCCUUUUUUUUAUUCUUAUCACUGAAGUCAAAUUACAAACACGAUAAUUGACUUGAAGAAAAUAUGUGUACUGCAACUGCCACUUGAUUAAUGAAUUUGGAUGCCUGGGAAAACAUGCUUGAGGCUAUACAAUAAGGCCGCCUUCCAAAUGUGCUCAUCUGCCUCAGUUUCCAGACUAGUAGUAUCAGUUGGAGGCAGGACGCUUCAUAGUACAAACUGAAGUUAACAAGAAAUAUCCUAGCUAAUGGAAUAUGUUAGUGACUUGUUGGAUUGAAUAUGUCACAGCAACACAGAACUAGUUCAGUUUUCACAUUAUGCAUAAUCACAGAUCACAAAAUGCAGAAUCUCCCUUUGAUAAUUAUCAUCAGAUUAUUACAGAAACACCAGCAUAUCAAUAAAUGUUUACGAUCAUAUUAAUUUCACUAUUGUACUCAACAAUUAUUCCUUAAAAGUAAACUGGGUUGUACAUUUCAAACCACAUACAAGGGAGUUUAAAAAUGUGUUUGAAUACUGUACUGCUGUACUCCUCUACUGAUUAUGUAGUACAGGCAUAUCUGGUUAUGAUUCCUGAAACUAUAGACACAUGCGGUAAUAAUGUAAUUGCCAUUUGUGGCUGCAUGUGGACUUUGAUGCCUUUAUUGGGAAGUUAUGGUGAGUUUAGUCAGUUCUUCUGUUCAAGUUCUCGUGGGUAAUGAGUAGGACUGGAAAAGCUUAAUUCAAAGUCAGUAGCUCUCCCUCCACUUGCUCACACACUUUUACACAAUUAAAAUCUUCCAAAUGUAAACAGCUACAUAAUUUGAGAUUGGUGCAGAUGUUGCUGUGUGUCUGUAAACCGGAUGGGCAGGCAGAGGAGGUUUUCAACGAGGGACUUGACUUGACUUGACUUCAGACCAAAACAGAUUUGUAGCAGCUGACUUCAUGAACAUAAUAUUCCAUGCAGUUCUGUUCACUCCUAUUGUAGCUUUGGGAAAUCCAGCAAUUUAAUAUCAGCACUUACAUUCCAAGGUGGAAAGGAUCAUCAUAACCUCACAUAUAGCAAUGUUUGUACCCACGCUGUGACAAAGGGAGCACACUCCUAUUUCAGCAAGCUGACACACCUCUCUUUGCUUUGGGAGGAGUCAGAGAGGCUGUAUACAUCCAUUUAAAUUCAUACAGACACUUAAGAUUAGGUAUAAAAGGCAAAGAUUACUGCAACACUCACCGACCCUGAGGCGCAGACCUGCAACAUGCACUGCUAUGGGGACUUGGUCAACUAUCUCAGCUGUGGGAUGAUCCUGACAGGACUCUGGCACUUGGUCCAUCACAAGAAGGUACAGACCUCCUAUGGGCGCCACAUGGGACUCUCUCCUCCAGCUAGGAUGGUCCCAGCCAGACUAGCCUGGUUCCUCCAGGAGAUGCCAGCUCUCCUGAUCCCCGUACUUUUAAUGCUCGCCUCGCACAAACCUUCCAGUAUGGGGAAGUACCAGCUGCUUGGGACCUUUUGCAUGCACUACUUUCAAAGGACAUUUGUGUAUUCACUGCUGACCAGAGGAAAGCCUUUCCCACUGAGCAUGAUGGUGGCAGCGGGUUUCUUCUGCUCUCUGAAUGGUUUCCUGCAGGGACACUACCUGCUGCACUGUGCCCAGUUUGAUGAUGAAUGGUCCGCUGACUAUCGCUAUAAAACUGGUUUACUGCUGUUUUACAUUGGGAUGGCCAUCAAUAUACAUAGUGACUAUAUUCUACGCAACUUGAGGAAACCAGGGGAAGUAGUUUACAAGAUUCCUGCAGGAGGUCUGUUUGAAUAUGUGUCUGCUGCCAACUACUUAGGAGAGAUACUGGAGUGGUUUGGCUAUGCUGUCGCCACCUGGUCCCUUCCAGCACUCUCCUUCGCUGUGUUUAGCCUGUGUUUUAUUGGACCAAGAGCCUAUUACCAUCACAGGUUUUACCAAGAGAAAUUCAAAGACUAUCCCAAGUUACGAAAGGCGUUGAUUCCAUUCAUCUUCUGAGAGAAAAGGCAUCUGGCUGUCUGACAAUAUUUGAACCGACAGCAGAAAACAAGCACAGGAAUCUGCAGCCCUAUUGUUGUAUUUUUAAACAGAAAUUACACUCAUUUUACUGCA
Siniperca chuatsi (mandarin fish) is the source of this 2558-nucleotide messenger RNA. RefSeq names its product steroid-5-alpha-reductase, alpha polypeptide 2b (gene srd5a2b). Gene Ontology annotation, biological process: steroid biosynthetic process. The record is from RefSeq and is a predicted model, not a curated record. The transcript has 5 exons. The coding region runs from base 1686 to 2444 and encodes 252 amino acids. Gene Ontology annotation, molecular function: 3-oxo-5-alpha-steroid 4-dehydrogenase activity. NCBI's taxonomy places the organism in Eukaryota, Metazoa, Chordata, Actinopteri, Centrarchiformes, Sinipercidae. Gene Ontology annotation, cellular component: membrane.